UAUUUUGCAGCGAAUGGCCUAGUUGAAACUUGUGCUUCGUUGCGGAGGGAACUGGGAUCCGCCCCUGAUAUUGACGAGACAACGCAGACAAGAUACGAAUCACUGUUAGAAAAAAAAUGGACCAGCAACUCCCGAUUACAGAGGAAGAUAAUGGAACUUGAAUCUCGUAAUCAAGCUCUCCAACAGGAGCUUGAUAAUGUAACACCCGCCUCCCUCCUCAAAUGCAGCAGUGACGCGACCAGUUGGCUUCCCCAACGUGCGAAAUUUAAACUGCAGUCCCACCGUGGGGCAAUCAACUGCAUUGCUUUCCAUCCUAUCUUUUCUUCAAUCGCGUCUGGUGCUGACGACAAUGCGAUAAAGGUAUGGGAUUGGGAACAUGGCGUGUGGGAGGCAACACUCAAAGGUCAUACAAAGGCGGUGCACGGCUUGGAUUACGGCGAUACACCCAAUGGAGUUUUUCUCGCCUCUUGCAGCUCCGACUUGACGAUCAAGCUUUGGGAUCCGAGGAAUGGCUACAAGAACACCAGGACCUUGCAAGAUCAUAGCCAUAUUGUCAGUGCCGUGCGAUUUAUACCGUCACGAGACCUACUGGCCAGUGCAAGCAGAGAUGCGCAGGUAAAGCUGUGGAACACGGCCAACGGACAUUGCGUGAAAACCAUAGAAGGCCACACUGGCUGGGUGCGAGAUAUCUUCCCCUCUGCAGGUGGAGAUUAUCUGCUCUCUACGGGCGAUGAUAGGACUGUCCGUCUUUGGGACAUUUCGAGUACUCAGCCGGAAAACAAAAUGUCAACGACAGGGCACGAAAACUUCAUCAUCUGUUGCGCGAUAGCUCCAUCGGAAACAUUUCAGUAUAUUGCUCCCUGGCUUCAUCUGAAAAAACCGGCCAGUCCCGUCGAAUUCAUGGCUACCGGGUCACGUGAUAAAACCGUCAAAUUAUGGGAUUUUCGGGGAACUUGCAUUCUGACUCUCAUUGGUCAUGAUAAUUGGGUGCGUGCAAUCGCAUUCCACCCGGGUGGGAAGUAUCUCCUUUCGGUAUCAGAUGACAGGACGCUACGUUGCUGGGACUUAAGCCAGCAAGGCAAGUGUGUGAAAAUUAUCAGCGACUCAGAUGGCAACUUCAUUACCUGCUUGAAGUGGGCUCCUAGCAUUGCAAAUCAUGCACAAAGCCCAAGAAACCUUUCAUUUGAACAAUCAAAGGGCAAUGCAUCGGUAGGUAGCAGCAAUAAGGUGAAUGGGGAAGGUAGAUUGGACAAACAAAUUCGUUGUGUGGUUGCAACAGGAAACGCGAAUGAGCAGGUGAAAAUCUAUGCAGAAUGA
Molecule: messenger RNA, 1317 nt
Organism: Penicillium cosmopolitanum
Lineage: Eukaryota; Fungi; Ascomycota; Eurotiomycetes; Eurotiales; Aspergillaceae
Product: WD domain-containing protein
Exons: 2
Biological process (GO): negative regulation of transcription by RNA polymerase II
Cellular component (GO): transcription repressor complex; nucleus
Molecular function (GO): protein binding
Source: RefSeq, a predicted model, not a curated record